AUACUUUAGGCUUUGAACGAUAUACAUGUUGGGAGUUAAAGCAAUAGCAGCAACAAGAAAGAACCUGUCAGACCGUGAAUUCUCAGCUUUUAAGUAUACUUUUCAAGUAGAAAACAAACUACAUUGACAACGGAAAUAACGAAAAAGCUAUUAAAAAGAAGUUUUAAUUAUUGUUAACUUGAUACAGAGUCUGAGUGCAAAAAUAUAUAUUAUUUAAUUAAAAAAAAUCACGGGUUAACUUAUGAAUUGACGUGUCUUUUCGGAAGGCGUAGUUAGUUAUUUGGAGCAUUGUUUUGGAGCUGGCUGUGACCAAAAACAAAAACCCCAAACGCAAGUAGACGUGAAAAGAGAAAGUCUGGUGCGCACUGUUAACAAAGAGUUUUGAAUGCGUAAAGCAGUUUAAGGAGGUCUAACUGAAUUUACAAUUGCAAGAUAUUCUGAUUGAUAUUGUUUGAGAUUGCAAUAUGCCCAAGGACAAUAUGAAUGGCUCGGCAGUAAGCUCAUCUCAAGCAAAUGGUAAAAUUCAUCAAAAUGGCUCCGCGAAACACAACCAGAAAUUUGAUGUCAAUUCUUUGCCUCCACAAAAAUCGGUUGUCAUUGCCUAUAUACUUUGGCUAUUUGGGGGCAUUUUGGGCUUGCACCACAUAUAUUUGCGUCGCGAUCGUCACGCCUUCGUCUGGUGGUGUACCUUGGGCGGUUACUUUGGCAUAGGCUGGUUGUGUGAAAUUUUCGCCAUACCCGGCUAUGUGCGAGAUGCCAAUGAGGAUCCUCGUUUUAUCGAGGAAUUUGUAAAGAAGCUGCAACAUUUUAAAAAACCACCCUAUUCGGGUAAACGUUUUGUGGGCGAGGUAAUGAUUGGUUAUCUCUUUGGACAAUUGUUUGAAAUGGCCAUACCACAGACGGAAUUCUUGGGUAUUGAUUUUACCAUACUGCACUGGCUAAUACCAGUUUUUGUGGCAUUAGGCGUUUGGACUGUGGGAAAUAUUGGGCGGGAAAAGGGUGUGCUAUGGCAUUGUCUUUUAGCUGCUCUGGCUGCAUAUCCUGUGCGUUAUUUCAUCUAUGACGAAACUUAUACUUUGCUUAUAUCUGCUCUGGCUUCUGCACUGGUUUUUGAUCAUUAUUCCAAAGAGUGGUUACGCACACCGCCCAAAAGGCGAGGCGCCAUGGAACGAUCUCUUAAGUUCACCGGCGCUCUUUGCAUUUACUUUUCCAUCUGGGGUUGUUUCCUAUUCUUCAAUGGCACCAUAUCCGACGAGGAUGGCAAUGAAGUGCCCAUACACGAGGCAUUCCAAAACUUCCUAGCCUCUGCUUGGUGGACGGAUAUUGCCCAGGCUCUAAAGGAUACCUAUAAUUAUGCGCAGCAUCAUGGAUGGUAUGAAACAUGGAAGGAAAUCUUUGAAUCCAUGGAUGUUGAUGGCGAGCGUAAUGCUUACAAAGUUUUGGGCGUUAGUGCAACAGCUUCACAGUCGGAGAUAACAAGUGCAUAUCGCAGACUUUCCAAAGAAUUCCAUCCGGAUAAGGUUAAGGACGAAUCUCAACGUGCAGCGGCCAAUCAACGUUUCAUUGAAAUACAACAAGCCUAUAGCGUCCUAUCGAAAAUCAAAUCAAGUCGACGUCGUAAAAAUACCAAAUCAGUGGAAGACGAUCCCAUCGUUUUGUGAAACACUAGAAAAUGACUUUAUUUAAUGUUAAGUUUUGAUUAUUUUCUUAUUUAAAAACCCUAAACUGUAAUACAUACCAGUGACUUAAUAUGUGUAGUAUGUAGUUCUAAUUUUAGCAUUUUUACAAUUAGCUCCCAAAAUACAUACAACGAAAUAAUAUUUAUUUAAAAUAUAUAAAUCUUCAAGUUUACAUUAAAAA
Messenger RNA from Stomoxys calcitrans (stable fly), 1860 nucleotides. It is a transcript of the gene wus, whose product is annotated as dnaJ homolog subfamily C member 22. The record is from RefSeq and is a predicted model, not a curated record. The transcript is spliced from 2 exons. Gene Ontology annotation, cellular component: early endosome; plasma membrane. Lineage: Eukaryota; Metazoa; Arthropoda; Insecta; Diptera; Muscidae. Gene Ontology annotation, biological process: endocytosis. Bases 465 to 1661 code for a protein of 398 amino acids.